Darwinula stevensoni is the source of this 789-nucleotide messenger RNA. Lineage: Eukaryota; Metazoa; Arthropoda; Ostracoda; Podocopida; Darwinulidae. The record is from the annotation of a GenBank genome assembly.
AUGGAGGCUGAGGACUACGAGGCAUGGAAGAGAUAUCACUGGAAGAGCAAGACCUGUUCCAUUGUCCUUCUGGGCUUCUGGCUCUUUGGUCUCGUCGGCAUGGUUACCUGCUUCAUCAUGAUGCUGCCCGUCGAGGAGUUCGUACUCCUGGUCGUUGCUGUCCUCGGGCCGAUCUUGAUUCUCAAGGUCCCUGUACUAAUAUACUGUUUUGACAAGCAAUACCGGGAACCUCGGUGCCGUGCAGCUGGAGUGGAUCCGGAUCUGUACAUGCUCCCGAAAGUCCCAUACCUAUUCCUAAAAGGGGGGAUGAAUCUAACUCCGAAUCGAACCUGGUAUGUGGCGAUGCCCCAGGAUGCGACAGUCCUUGGAGAAUGGGGAAAAGGGGUGAAAUGCCACGUGCACCGUGACGCCAUGGACAUGGUCCUGGGGAAAUCCUGGUACUUGAAGACGCCCUCUCCAGAGCCGGAACAGGGAAUCCCGCCCUUCUUCCUCAAAACCAGCUUCUCGAAAGUCCAGCAUUUACCCGACAUGGUGGAGAUCGUCCUCACCGACUCCCCGGUCGUCCUUCAUCACCUAAGUCGUGCAUCCUGGACUCAGACGCAUCGGACGUAUCCUGGGAGGCCAGAAAUUCCCUCCAUUUCGUCGAGGGUGCAGCACCAACAAGAAUUCAACAGGAACGGUACUCGGCUCGACUUCGAGUUACCGAGAAUAAUCAAGUCCGACCUGCCCCCAAGUUACGAGGAAGCGAUGCAGAUCUCGGCUGCAAAGAAAUCGACGACUGAUGAGUGA